This is a messenger RNA of Symbiodinium sp. CCMP2456, 2271 nucleotides long. NCBI's taxonomy places the organism in Eukaryota, Dinophyceae, Suessiales, Symbiodiniaceae. The record is from the annotation of a GenBank genome assembly.
AUGGCUUACUCUGUCGCUGAUGUUGGGCCCCCUCAGAGUGCCCUCGUACUUCACGAAGAUAGCAAGGAUGACAGCUUUCAAGCCUCCAGUCGAUCAAUCGAUCUUCUAAUCUGGCACGCCCGUCAUGACGUGGCCAAGGCGGUCACCCUGUUCGGGCCGGGCGUUAUUGUGCUGCCCCUGCUUGGUCGCGUCUCCGGCAUUGAGGAGGAGGGAUGCUUGGAGUAUUCUUGCCACCCAAAACGGGUGGCCAAGGGAGGCGUCCUUGACCGCAUUGACAUGGAGAUGAAGUACGGUGCAUGGGACCCAAAGCGCCUGAUAGAGGAGCUCACUGGCAGAAAGAAGGGCUUAGAGAAGCGCCUGCAGCGAAUGAGCAACGAGGCCCUGCAAGAAGAAGUGCAUGCCAUGCAAGACUGGCGCGAGAAGGCGAGUGGACGUCUAAAGACCCUGGAGCGCCGAGCAGCAUGGUCCUUCUUGGGCGUGGCUGGAGACGGGAAGGCGAGCCAAGAAGAGAUCAAAAAAGCCUUCAAGAAACGUGCUUUGGAGCUUCACCCAGACAAAGGCGGUGAUGCCGAGCGGUUCCGACUGCUGCAGGAAAUGCGCGAUCUCUUAGUCGAGCCCAAGCGAUACGAGCUGGAGGGCAAGAAAGAGAAAUCGGAGGCUGGAAAAAAGGACAAGAAACCAUCGGACAGCAAGGGGAAGGACAAGGAGGGGGAGGAGGAUGAGGAGGACUCGGAAUUCUCUGAUGACAGCUGGGAUGCUGACGAAGAGUUUCGGAAGAUGUUUCCCAAACGCAAGAAGCGCCCCCGACGCUCAGAAGAUGACGAUGCUGAGCCCGAGAGUUUGCAGAAUCAGGACUUCCAUCGGGGCAAGUUUGAGGCUGCAAGACGGAAGCUUCAUCGGCAGUUGGCAGACAUGUGGAGCCGCGCCAGCCAGUUGUCGGAAGAGAUUGGCCGAAGCCAGACGGCAAGCUCGGGAUCUGACGCUGUGCGCCAACUUAGAUCCUUUGUGGAGCUCUUCAACAAGAAGGAGGUGAGCAAGCUCCAAGAGAAUGAUCCCAAAAAAGCGCAUCGCAUCUUCCGGCGGUUCCUUGAGCAAGGUUCAGAGGUCCUGUGCGCAGCCGGGGCUGUGGAUUCGGCUACGACGAUGUCUGUCGUGGCCAUGCAGGUCAACUACCCGCUGUUGCAAGUCGCACCAUCUGAGGAUCUUCAAGACCAGUGUGCGGCGCUCUUGCAGGCCAUUCAGGACCUUCCUACAGCACUUGGGCACCGUCUGGAGUCUGUCCAAGCAGCCCUGCUCGAAGACAAUUUUGAGGAGCCCUUCUUCAUACGUUUGCUCGUGCCUGAUCAGGGGGAUGAGGCCCAAGAGGCCCCCGGCGUGUGUGAAGUCGAGUUGCAGCUGCCUCCAGGUUCGACGCUUGGUGAUUUGCGUGCUGCAGCUUUGCAGAUGUGUAGCGGACACGGCUUUGGCAGCGCUUUGCCCCGCUUGUUUUGCCGGGGCAUCUUCCUCGCCGGGUCCAACUCCACAAGUUUGGCUUCUUUGGAUUUGGACUUGGGGGUGCCACUCCAGUGUUUACCAAGCAACUUGGCCUUGACAAAGGCAAGAGCCAAAGGCAGUUCAGAAGCCAUCGUGAAGACAAGACCGACAGCAUCCCAGACUACUUCCGAGCGUAGCGUGGUUGCCGACCAGGUGCAGAGUCCAGCGAUCCAAGUUAAUCCGAAGGGGUCCGAAGAGAACAAGGAGAAUGAAGAGGAUGCAUGGUUCGAUGAUUUCUUUGCCGCGAAAGCUUCUGACAAGAUGACUCAAGAACCUCAUGUGGAGGAGCCACGCUCACGUCCGCCCGCUGAACAGCGAGCUCCAGCAGACUCGGCGCGGCGUGCCACACAGGAACGAGGAAAGCAAGCCAUGGCAGAUCGACUCAAAGCCCAAAAGGAGGCAAAAAACAAGCAGAAAGCCCAGGCAGAGGCAGAGCGCAGGAAGCCGGCGCAAGCUGACAAAGGCAACCGACAGCCAGCCGAAGAGCCGCGCAGACCGGAGUGCAGUCAGGCUCUUGUGCCGUCGAGGGAGCCAGAUCUCAUCCAAGAUGCGCUGCAGAAAGUGAACUUGUCCUGGGAUGAGUCUUGGCAACAUCCGUGUGCGGGGGCUCGCAGGAGUGAUGGUAAGGCCAUUUUCUGUGGUCCCUGCGAUAGCUGGAUCACUCUUGGGAGUCCCUUCGACCAUCGUGAUUUUGAAAUUCACUGCGAAAAGGUUGGUCACUACGGAUGGAUUGACUGA